GCGCUGCAGCGGGUGAAGCGGCUGCCGGGGGAGUCUGAUUUCCAACGCCGUGUAUUAAUAACCCCCACCCGCCCCAUGCUAAGCCCAUGUGCAGCGCAGUGCAGGGGGCACCGGGCUCCGGGAGAGCAAGCUCCGGCGGUUGAGUCCGAGGCUGCGAUGUGUCAGCGCUGCAGAAAACUGCCUUAUUAGGAGAGAAAGGACCGGUGAAAAUCAGCGCUUUCCGUAAAGCCGCUGGGGCGAGCCGGGGGCCGCUGUGUGCCAGCCUGCACUCAUUCCUUCGGGGAUGACGAGACAUGAGCUCAGCCCGCGGGGCCGGGAGGGACCUGAUGGCAGAGCCAGAACCGCCUCCAGAACCGCUGCCAGAUGAAGCAGGAGAAGCCCCAGCCCCACACCACAGGGCUCCAUGCACCCCAACAGACCCAGCGCCAGGCCUGGGGGCUGCUCCUGCUCUGGGUGCCCAUGGGGAGCUGCAGGAAGGUGCUGGAGACACGGCCUUGAACCUCACCAUGCUGGGGGCACUGCUGGGCGAGGAGAUGGCUGGGACAGGGGCAUCGCUGGGGGUGGAUGGAGCAGAAAUCCCACUGGAUGCAGAAACAGAUGAACAGAUCCUUCUGGACGUGGAUGCUGGUGGGACAGGGAUCCCACUGGAUAUGGAUGGGGCAGGAAUCCCAUUGGAUGCGGAAGAUGAAGCAGGGAUCCCUCAGAAUCUGGAUGCCGGCGGAACAGGGGCGCUUCUGGAUGCCGACGGAGCAGGACUCCCCCUGGAUGUGGAAGCAGAAGGACUGGGGAUCCUGCUGGAUAUGGAUGCCGCCGUGGCAGGACUCCUGCUGGACAUGGAUGGGGCAGGAAUCCCACUGCACGUGGAUGGGGCUGAGAUCCCGUCGGCCAUGGACACCGACGGGGCAGGAAUCCCCCCAGACACAGCGGAGAUCGGGGUCCCACAGGACACAGACGCGGAGGGGGCGGGCACCCCACAAGCUGCAGAGGGCACAGAGCGGCCGUGCCUCAGCCUGGAGGAGCUGGGCGAGUAUUUCCAGGAGUGCAUCGAGGCGGUGGAGCAGCUGGAGAAGGAGCGCGAUGCUCUGAUCGAGGAGCUGACGCAGCUGCGCGAGCCGGCGCUGCAGGACAUCCGCCAUGCCCACCAGGAGAUCCAGGCCGCCUGCCGGCUGCUGGCCAAGGUGGAGCUGGAGCGGGACAACCUGAGGGACGAGAUCCGUCAGAUCAAGCAGAAGCUCUUCAAGGUGACCAAGGAGUGCGUGGCCUGCCAGUACCAGCUGGAGAGCCGCCGCCACGACCUCUCGCAGCACGCGGCGUAUCGGGACGAGCUGGAGAACCAGGCCGGGCGGCUGUCGGGAGAGCUGAGCCGCCUGCGGGAGAGCUGCGAGAAGGAGAAGGAGGCCCUGCGGCAGCGCCUGGAGGCCCCGCCGUGCCGCCAGGACCCGCAGUACCUGCAGGAGAGCCGGCGGCUGUCGGCCGAGUUCGAGAGUUUGGUGACGCGGAGCCGCCGCGGCCUGGAGGAGCACUACGAACCACAGCUGCUGCGGCUGCUGGAGAGGCGCGAGGCGGGGACGCGGGCGCUGCAGGAGCUGCAGGGAGAGGUGCAGGGCAUGAAGGAAGCCCUGCGGCCCCUGCAGGGGGAGGUGAGCCGGCUGCGGCUGCAGAACCGGAGUCUGGAGGAGCAGAUCGUGCUCGUCAAGCAGAAGCGCGAUGAGGAGGUCGGGCAGUACAGGGAGCAGGUGGAGGAGCUGGAGGACAGGCUGAAGGAGCUGAAGAACAGCGUCCAGCUCCAGCAGCGCAAGAACCAGGAGCUGGAGGAGCUGCGGAGCAGCCUGCACCACGAGCUGUCCAUCUACAAGGGCUGCUUAGAAAUCUACGGCCACCUUUGUAAAUCUGAAGAAAAACCAGACCAGGAAUGUUAGAGGUGAGAUCUCCUCCUCGCCAGGGGCGGUGCUGGAACCUGCAGGGUCGGCUCCUCGCUGCUCCUCUCGCUGCCCAAAGUCAGCAGCACCACUCUGCUCUGGAUCUUCUACUGAACUGCUUUUCCACACGAGAGCAGAGAAAGCGGUACUUGCACUGAACGACGGACACGGCUGAAGAAUCACACGUGUAUGUUUUGCUGUGUUUGGAAAAUGUACCUCGUCCUGUUCCAUAGAUAGAGCAUAUAAACCUGCACAGAAAGGAGCUGGGGGCUGAACGCUGAGCUUUACGUACAGCUUUCCUUGUGUGCCCAGUGGUGGCUGCUGUACCGCGAUCCGCUCUGCCGACAGCCACAGAAACUGAAGUCUGUGGAUAAAAGGUUUCCACUUUAUAGUCUCACACUGAAAAUAAAGGUCAGAGUUUAAGGGUC
Messenger RNA from Lagopus muta (rock ptarmigan), 2347 nucleotides. RefSeq names its product syncoilin, intermediate filament protein (gene SYNC). Bases 294 to 1919 code for a protein of 541 amino acids. Gene Ontology annotation, cellular component: intermediate filament. Lineage: Eukaryota; Metazoa; Chordata; Aves; Galliformes; Phasianidae. The transcript has 5 exons. The record is from RefSeq and is a predicted model, not a curated record.